AUGAAAAUACUCAUAUUAGUCGUCUCAGUUUUAACACUAGCCUGCAAUUCCAAUUCGGAUCAAAAUUACCAGAAAUUAGCUGUAAGCCUAUUAAAUUUACUUGAUCGACCAGAUACUUCAUCAAUAUGGUCACCAACAAGUAUUGGUCUAGCAUUAAGCAUGUGUGCAGCAGGUGCCAAAGUAAAUACUCUCCAUCAAUUGCUUUUUGCUCUCGAUGCUGUGACAAUCGGUCAAUUGAACACUGAAUCUAAAGAGAUCAUUAGUAAUGUGAUUGGAAAACUCUCAAAAUCUCAAAUAAUUGUGGCCGAUCGUCUAUAUGUUCAAAAUACAUACAAACUCUAUCAGAAUUAUAAGCAUGAUCUAAAUACGUUCUACAACGCCGAUAUUGUGCGAAUAGAUUUUUCUAUGCAAAAUGCUGCCGCUAAUACUAUUAAUAAAUGGGUUUCACAACAAACAAAAAAUUUGAUCAAAAAUAUUAUUUCAUCCCAUGAUGUAAACUCACUCACUCGUCUAAUUCUUAUCAACUGUCUUUAUUUUAAAGCUCAAUGGCUUAUACCAUUCAGCAAUGAUUCAACAACAACAAAACCAUUUCAAAUAACCAAAACAAAUACUAUUAAUGUUCAAAUGAUGCAGAUUAGCAGUGAGUCUUUUUCCUAUGUAAAUGCAACAGACAGUAUUAAGGCACAAAUUGUUGAAAUUCCAUUCAAUACUACAAAAAACAAUAAAAACCUUCAGCUUGUAUUCACUAUUAUUCUACCAAAUCAAGGUGUCACAUUGGCAACUGUUCAGAAAAAACUCAGUUCAAGCACCUUAACAAGACUUUUAAACUCUGUUAAACAAGUAUUUAUACAAUUAUCAUUACCAAAAUUUAAAACUCAAUCGACAUUUGAUCUGACGAAAUCACUUCAAACUACUAAUGUAACUGAUGUUUUUGAUAAGACGAAAGCUAAUCUAAAAGGUAUUAGUCCAAGUCAACCGCCUCCUCUUUACGUUACUAGCGUAAUUCAUAAAGCAGUUAUCGAUGUCGACGAAAAUGGUGUGACGGCAGCAGCUGUAACGGCAGUUCUUAUUGCUGGAGGAUCCCUACCUACUGAAAAAAUAGUGUUCAAUUGUAAUCGACCAUUUUUAUAUUUAAUUCUAGAAAAAACCAGUGGACUCGUUCUUUUUGUUGGAACCUAUUAUGGAAAAUAA
Didymodactylos carnosus is the source of this 1191-nucleotide messenger RNA. The record is from the annotation of a GenBank genome assembly. NCBI's taxonomy places the organism in Eukaryota, Metazoa, Rotifera, Eurotatoria, Philodinida, Philodinidae.